Molecule: messenger RNA, 279 nt
Organism: Scleropages formosus (Asian bonytongue)
Lineage: Eukaryota; Metazoa; Chordata; Actinopteri; Osteoglossiformes; Osteoglossidae
Gene: c8h10orf53
Product: chromosome 8 C10orf53 homolog
Exons: 3
Coding region: 1-279 (92 amino acids)
Source: RefSeq, a predicted model, not a curated record
AUGCCCCUAAAUUGCCUGGUCAUUGUGCGAUAUGGUCCGUAUGAGUCCUGUGGAGUUGUUGAACAUAGGACUUUCCGUUUGGAUGGACUUAAAGCUGCAUUAGAAGAGGCUGGACACCGAUGUGUCUUUGAAGAGUCUCCUGACUGGAACACAAUGGAGCUGCUGGUAAAUGGAGAGUGUGUGUACGCUGGUAACAUUAAAGACAUGGAUUUUGGAGGAGAUGGAAAGCUUGACCCAUUGUGUCAGGAAGCAGUAUCAGCUGUAAAUAAUUCAUGCUGA